This is a messenger RNA of Biomphalaria glabrata, 1571 nucleotides long. Its product is annotated as protein ABHD8-like. The coding region runs from base 189 to 1550 and encodes 453 amino acids. Lineage: Eukaryota; Metazoa; Mollusca; Gastropoda; Planorbidae. The transcript has 5 exons. The record is from RefSeq and is a predicted model, not a curated record.
AAAUCACAGGAAGUACAUCAGCAACCAUUUUGUUGUUACAUGGAGAUGUGUAAACAGAAUGGAAUUACUUUAGAAUAUUAGAUUAAUCUAGAUCUACAUCGCAACUUACCAUUACUAGUCCACCAGUAGAUCUAUUACUAUUUUGACCGGUACCAUGAACAAAUACCAUUCACAUACAGUUUUCCUUCAUGUCAAGCAAAAAACAAGCACGUGUUGGUCCUUCUGAAAUUAAUAGUGAUAUUGUUGAAAUCCGUCCAUCAAGAAAGCUUAGAAUUCAGCACUUCAAUGAAAGACCAAGAGAUGAAAAAUUUGAACGAGAGAUGCAGAUCUACUCCCUGUAUAGACAGAAAAAUGUUAUAUCAUCUGGACCACUGACUAUGCCAAAACAUCAAAAACACUCACAGAAAAAUAUAUCACAAGACAAAGUUGGAGACCAGCUUCAAAUAGCAUUAUCCCAAGAUGGACUGGAUCAUUCCAAUAAAAACUAUGGACAUGUAAAAACUAGUGCAGUAUUAGACGCCAAUAUUUGUAAAUUAAAAUUACAAGGCAACGAAAUGCCAACUGAUUUUUCACCAGGAAAUGUUAAUAAGCAGGAAUUACAUAGUGACUUAAUGGCACAAGAAUUAAAACCUCAUCACAACAUUCCAGACACUUGUGCAUUGCGUCAUGAAGAUAUAAUACCUCAGGGAAGUAGCUUCGAUGAAAAUAUCCAGACAUCUGAUUCCAUCACUGCAGACUAUAAAGACCUAGUGAUAUUUUUCAUCCAUGGCGUGGGUGGAUCAUCAGACCUGUGGUGUUCACAGACUCAGUAUCUCUCCAGGCUUGGUUAUGAAAUCAUUUGUCCUGAUUUGAUUGGACAUGGACUUAGCUGUGCACCAAAAAAUGCUAAGGCAUACCAUUUUAAUGAAAUAGCCGUAGACUUGGAAACAAUAUUCAACAAAUAUUGCAAAAGAAGGAAUAUCAUCAUAGGCCACUCUUACGGAGCAUCCUUUGCAUCAUAUUUAGCGAGGCAUCGCCCAAAGAGAGUGAUGAAACUAAUUCUUAUAAGUGGUGGACCACCAACCCCUCUGGCCCCCCAGCCUGGUGUAUUUCAACUACCUUACUUUAUGCUGGCCUGCAUAAAACCUUGUGUCGUACUUGGUUUCCACAAAGGUGCAUUUCACAAGGCUAAAGCCCCAGUCAUCAGUAAAAAAGAGGCAUUUAACAUCCCAACGUAUGUUUUGCAGAACAUAAUGAAUGGCCAGGACUGGCCUGACGGAGAUGAGCUCUUCCAUGGAUGGCUGACUUGUCCUUGUCUUCUUAUCUACGGAGCAGAUGAUCAGCUGGUAUCACUUUCAGAUGAACAGGAUAUGGCUAAGGUGAUAUUUGAUUCUCAAUUAGAAGUUAUCAGAAAUGCUAGUCACAUGGUCAUGGUGGAGGCACCAGAUGAAGUAAAUCAAAUUAUUGAAGCAUUCAUCAAGAAACCUCUAUACUCUGUUGCCAGUCAGGCUCAGAAUAGCUCAGUUCAUCAAGGAACUUCUCAACUCAUUAGCCAGUCAGCCUCAGAAUAGCUCCAUUUAUCUUAGAACCUC